UAUGAACUUUAUCAAAAAUACUCCUUAUGCUAUCUUGGCAUUGUCAGGGAUUUUAGGAAUGGGAUAUUUAAUCUAUGAUUAUAAAAAAUGCUAAAAGGAGUUAAAUUAAUUUGAGGCUGAUUUGAUAAAAUUUUAAAAGGAUUAGGAUCUUAAUAAGGAUCCAUAAGAUUUUUUCUUUGAGUCAAAGGAUGUGCCAGUUAAUUCAAAAUUGAGUUCCAAUGUUUAAGGUCCAAGAUAAACAUUUUGUAUAUGUAUUACAGGUGGACCAGGAAGUGGUAAAACAAGUGUAGUCACAUUUUUAUAAGAAAGACUUAGAGACUUUUAAUAUAAUGUUAUAGUAGUUCCAUUAUUAGAUGAUUAUAUAUUAGGUUAAGAUUAAGAAAUUAUAUAAAAAUUGAGUAAGUAGGAGAGAAAUUAAUUUAUAAUUAAAAAAGUGAUGUUGAUGCAAAACUUACUAGAUUAUUCUAAAGAGUUGGCAAAAUAAGUGAAAGAUAAGGAUUCUAUAAUUCUAUGUUAAGGUGGGAUUUUAGAUUUAUUAUCUUAUUAAGAUGAAAAAGAUUAAAUUUUUUAAGAUCUUCAUGAUGAAUUUAAGCCAUUGGCAACAUUAAGAGAUAAAAAUUAUGAUGCUGUUAUACAUUUGGUUACGAAUGCUGAUGGACUAUAAAAAAAUUUUUAUUUUGGCAAUUCAUUCAUUAAUAGAGAUUAAGAAAUUAAAAAGGCAAUAGAUGCUGAUAAAUAAAUUUAAAAAAUAUGGAUGGGUCAUCCUAAUCAUUUUUUGAUUGAUAAUCGCGGACUUACAUUUGAUAAAAAGAUUUAAAGAGCUUAUAAGACUGUUUAAAAAAUAUUAGGGAGAGUAUAAACAAAUAUUCGAUGGAGUAAAUGGUUAUUAAAAUCAAGUAUAAAUUAUAUAUAAAUAUAAGUACGUAUUCCAUCUGCACAAUAUCAUACUAAGAUAAAAAUUACAGAUAUUUUCUUUUUAGAUAAUAAUAGUUAAAAUUAAAAAGAAAUAAAUAGAGUAAGAAUGAGAUAAGUAGAAGGAGGUUUAAAAUAAUAUUAUUAGAUAACAACUAAAACAUCUAAGAAUAAAGAGGAUGUUUAAUUUUUAAGAAGGAUAAUAUCAUUUUCUCAAUUUCAUCAAUUAGUCAAUAAAGGAUAGAAUUAAAUGAAGAUCUUGAAAAGAGACAGAAUUUGCUUUACAUGUUAAAAUUAGUAAUUAUAAAUAAUUAUCAAGAUUAAUGUAAGUAGAUUUAUUUGAAUAAAAAUAAUUGGGAAUUUUAAGAUUAACAAUAAAUGAUGCAACAGAAAGUUAUGCCGUUCCUAAAUGGAUAGUAAUUGACAAAAGAAUAGAUAGUAAUAAUAUUUAUUAAUAUUAGACAAUCCUAAAUAUGAUUCCUUUAAUUUGGCUUAACUAAAAGAACCUUGAAC
Paramecium pentaurelia is the source of this 1425-nucleotide messenger RNA. NCBI's taxonomy places the organism in Eukaryota, Ciliophora, Oligohymenophorea, Peniculida, Parameciidae. The record is from the annotation of a GenBank genome assembly.